AUGUUCUUUUUCAUCUUGCUGCUCAGCGCACUCAUCAGUGUUGCAUCUUCACAGAUGUGCACUAGAGAAGAUUGUAACAAUCGCGGAAACUGCGUUGGAUUGAGGACAAUGCCUGUUUGUAUGUGUGAUAUGGGACACUAUGGAACGCGAUGUGAAAAUGACCUUGACUCUCAGGAGCUGUGCGAUUCCAGAAUAGGUUGCAACGGUAAUGGACUAUGUAUAGGCACGAAAGAAGAUUAUAGCUGUGCCUGUUUCUUAGGAUACGAAGGCGAAAUGUGUCAGCACGGAAUCGGCGGAUCAAACGUUCUUCUUCCCACUAUGUCCAACGCCUGUACACCUGCAGAUUGCAAUAAUCAAGGUGUAUGUGUCGGUACUAGAGAUCUGCCAUUUUGUUUAUGUAAUCUUGGACGUAUUGGAAAGUAUUGUGAGGAUAGCAUUAGCAGCUUGACGAAUACUGAUCCAACUGCACCAAUCACAACCUGUUCGCCUAGUGAUUGUAACAAUAAGGGAAUUUGCCUUGGCACAAAGAACUCAUUCGUUUGUGCUUGUCAGCUUGGAUAUACUGGAAGCCGCUGUGAAAAUACACCAUUCGCACUAUGUAACCCUCGUGACUGCAAUUCGAAUGGUCUCUGCCUUGGCACCAAGGACAAAUUUACAUGUGCCUGCCAUCUCGGCUAUUCUGGAGAUAGAUGCGAGACCAUCUCUGGGACAAUAUGUGAAGCAUCUGACUGUAACUCGGCUGGAUUGUGCAUUGGAACAAAGAAACAAUUCACAUGCGUUUGUAAUCUUGGCUACACUGGGGAAAGGUGUCAGAAUAGAGUAGGUAUCCUGCCUGGAUUUGAAGGAGCCAUCUGUGAAACGAAAGACUGCUCUGGCAACGGAAUCUGCAUUGGCUCCAAACUUGCACCACUCUGCCUUUGUGCCCCAGGAUUUUUAGGAAUUCGUUGUGAGCUUGAACCCCUAUGCAAUCCACUGCUCCACUGUACUGGCAACGGAAUAUGUCUGGGAAGUGUGAAAUCCUUCACAUGUGUUUGCAAUCCGGGAUGGACUGGCGUCACUUGUGCUCAACCAACAUUCCUUCUAUCGCUAUUCUAG
Messenger RNA from Cylicocyclus nassatus, 1095 nucleotides. NCBI's taxonomy places the organism in Eukaryota, Metazoa, Nematoda, Chromadorea, Rhabditida, Strongylidae. The record is from the annotation of a GenBank genome assembly.